AUGCCUCGUUCUAUGUCUCGACGCGCUUGUGACCGCUGCCACAACCUCAAGGAACGCUGUUACUGGGAGCAAGACACCGAAACCAGUUGUGCCCGCUGUCGUCGCUUGGGCUUCCAGUGCCUGAACAAACGUCCAUUAAAGAAAGCUGGCCGCCCGCGCUUAGCUGCAAAGCUAGUGCGAGUGUCGAUCACAAAAGGUCAUCGUGACUCGUCGUCACCAAGUCCUAAUGACACCGACCUCACUUGCCUGACCAGUCCAGUUCUCCCCCGCCCUUUAUCACCGUUCGAUGACCUCUCCACGUUAGAGAGACAGGUGUUUCAGAACUUGCUUCUCAGCGAUGCCUCAAUGGACCGUUGGCUGGUUGGCCCAAGCUUCAGGGAGAGACAUCGCCAGUUACUUGUCUCACACUUUAUCGCUUCGCGAUACACCUUGCGGGACGCUUUCCUUGCAGUCGCUCUAGCCAGCGAGUGUCAGUCAACUACUGAGUGUUACAAGUAUGCUUCAUUAGCACUGCAGAAGUUGCGAAACUACAGCGUGAGGACGGAAGAAGGUGUUUCGGAAUGCCUGGCCUUGGGAGGAUUGAUCAUAUCGUUUACCUACUAUUGCUCAGCAUCACCCAAUUCUGUGCCUAUAUGUAAACAGACCCUGGGUUUGGUGAGAGAAACAUACGAGUUGAGCCAUGAUUUGAAUCCCGACAAGCUGGUCUUCCUAUCCUGUCUCAUCCUACCCGAGAUCCUCAACUGUUUGAUGGCUGGGUCCCUCCCAUCUCUGAGGUUUCGGUAUUUGCCUGAAUUCGACCAUCAUGUCGAUCGUUACGUCGGAAUCUUUGCUCCAUUGCUUCCACAUCUGUACGAUAUUUGCGAAAUCAACAAUACUCUAUCCCUGGAUGAUAUGGAUGAUUUCCCCUAUAAGCUGGAGGCUCUGGGGGCUCUCGACCGAACUGAACGACUCGUCAAAGCCUGGAAGCCACACUUGCCACGAAGCUUCUCUCAACACUCCUCUGCUGCCGAGGUCUCACAGAUACUUUGCCAGGCACAGGUUACAAAGCUGGGAGUUCUGCUCUUAGCACACCGACUGCGUCAUCCAUUUGGCACCAACAACGAACCAGCGAUUGCUGUGGCUACCUCUAUCCUGGAACAAUUGGACAUUAUACAAGCUGCCACCAAUAAAAGCGUUCUGAACAUUACACUACCUUUAAUAGCAGCGUGUUUCGAAGUGAGAGAUGAGGAACAGAGGGAGACAUGGUUCUCAAAGAUUCCCAGGCUAGUCGGCCAAUCGCCGGGAUUUUCAAAAUAUGUGCAGGGUGUCGUCAAGACGUUCUGGAAAGCACUGGACCAUUUUGGAAUAAUGUCUUGGUAUAAUAUCGAGAAUGUACUUUCUCUCUACGAACGAGAUGCUUGA
Molecule: messenger RNA, 1401 nt
Organism: Fusarium oxysporum Fo47
Lineage: Eukaryota; Fungi; Ascomycota; Sordariomycetes; Hypocreales; Nectriaceae
Product: Zn(II)2Cys6 transcription factor
Exons: 1
Coding region: 1-1401 (466 amino acids)
Biological process (GO): regulation of DNA-templated transcription
Molecular function (GO): DNA-binding transcription factor activity, RNA polymerase II-specific; zinc ion binding
Source: RefSeq, a predicted model, not a curated record